CGAAAAAGCAGAAAAAGUAAUCAAAGUUAUUUUUAGUUUUAAGGUAGAGAAUGAUGAUAAUUUUAGAAAUCAAACCGAAACGGAAAUGAAUAAUUGUAAAGAAAUGGAUGGUAAGGUUGAAAAAGUAUUAGAUGAGACCGUUUAUCUAAAAAAAGAUGGUAAAUUUACUCCGGAAGCCAUGGCUCGGUUCCUUUAUGAGGAAAAAACUGGCACAUCUCACCAAUUUGCGAAAAAAGAGCAAAAAACCGGUAAUACUCCAACUGAAACAAGCCAUUGA
This is a messenger RNA of Funneliformis geosporum, 277 nucleotides long. The record is from the annotation of a GenBank genome assembly. Lineage: Eukaryota; Fungi; Glomeromycota; Glomeromycetes; Glomerales; Glomeraceae.